AUGGAUGUUGUAAUGCAGACUGUUUGGAAUUGGCAAGAAUCGAGGAAAAACGCAAGAGAAGAGCCCAUAGAAAAGCCGAAAAACGGAGAGCAAGAAGGCUCAACAGCGACGUAUCGUAUAGGAUGCAAUACGAUAGCAACGAGCAGCAAGAGUUUGUGGAUAGGCUGCAGGAGAACAAAAACAACAACGAGGGCUCCUCGGAUUCGAGCGAUAGUGGGAUGGGGUUAG
This is a messenger RNA of Haemonchus placei, 228 nucleotides long. Lineage: Eukaryota; Metazoa; Nematoda; Chromadorea; Rhabditida; Trichostrongylidae. The record is from the annotation of a GenBank genome assembly.